AGCGCGCAGCACUCGAGGCGCUCGUCGAUCCAGGCAGCCAUGGCGGCCCAGCCUCCGUAGAGCCUCGCCCGGGCGCCGGCCGGCCAGGGGACCCCUGUCCGCGGGGCGCGCCCGCGGGAUGGAUCCGCAGGCCUGCCUGGAGAUCCUGACGCAGGCCGCGUCGCAGGCCGCCAAGGAUCACCAAGGAGAGGCGGCGCUCGGGGGCCUCUGCUGCGCCGCCGCCGGCGCCCGCGCGGCGGGCCUCGCGGUGGGCGAGGGCCCGGGUCUGCGGCCCGUGUUCCCGAGCGACGUGGGCUUUGCGGCCGAGGAGGACGAGGUGAAGCCGAAGAAGUUCUGCCCGCCUUGCGGCGAGCCGCUGCCGGGGGAGCGGACGCGCGUCAACGACACCGAGGCCACGGUGGGCGGCGGCCAGGUGAUCGACCUGGCCACGGGGACCAACGAGACGAUCGAGAGCGAGCUGACCGAGGUGGGGCUGCUGGGCCGCUUCCCCGCCCUCGCGGGCGAGCCGGAUCUCGGGGGCAGGCCGCCAGAUCUCGCGGCGGGUCCCGCCAGCCUGGUGGCCUCGGUGGUGAGGCUCCACGGGGCGAGAGUGGUCGUGCACAAGGCGUACGACGCGGCGUUCCAGCACCUGCUUACCAGCAAGGCUGGGGGCCAGCACGCCCUCCAGCGCAUGUACCCGUUCGUGGUGUCCUGCGCCACCGCGCGCUUCAAGGUUCAGCCCUGGCGGCAGAGGCGCUCUCCGAGGGCGUCAGGGCCGCGGCGGCCGCGCUGGAGGAGGCGGCCGCGGCGCCGGGCGCGGAGGAGGCCGUGGCCGAGGCGGCCGCGCUGGUGCGCCGGCUGCAGGGCCUCGAGGCGGCGAGGCUACAGCUGGUGGCCGCGCACCACGUGGAGCAGAGCAGGCUGAAGGCCCGGCCAGGCGGCGACGAGGGGCCGUGCCGGGACAUCCGGCAGCGGCUGGGCGCCGCCGCCGAGGCCAUCGAGGAGGCCGUGAGCGAGCUGCGGUACUGCGCCGCGGACCUCGGCGCGUGAGCGCGCCGUUCCCCGGCUGCCGGGGGGGG
This is a messenger RNA of Prorocentrum cordatum, 1058 nucleotides long. The record is from the annotation of a GenBank genome assembly. NCBI's taxonomy places the organism in Eukaryota, Dinophyceae, Prorocentrales, Prorocentraceae.